GAUUGGUCCAAUGUGCGUGACAACUCACAGUGCAGUAGAGUACACGAUUUGAAUUUACUUUCCGUUUACCACUUCGUGUCGAAUUCUCAUCAACAGAAGUGCAUUUGGUAAUUCAAUCUCAGAGCGGCGAGAAUAAUGAGCCAUGAUACCUGCAAGUCGUUUGAAAAAGUUGCCAAAAAGAUGGGGUGGAUGGAUGAGGGAGGACUGGAUGCAGCAGAGAAAAAGUUGAUGAAUAUAGUUGGCAAGACUCGUCACACUGGCACCAGUGCUCCUCAAUCAGUCUCUGAGUACAGAGGUAGGAUGCUGGGAGACUCCAGUGAUGAUGACUUUGACCAAUUUCUUAUGGAAAGGUCUACACCCCAAGCUAAAGCUGCUUCACAGAAGCCAUGCAGCGCUGCAAAGAAGGAAAGUUCAAAUGUUCUUGUGCUGAGUUCAGACGAUGAUGCCACUUUUGAAUCAUUUCUACAACGGGUAAAAACUCCUGACACCAAGCCUAAGAAAACAGUAGAAAGUCGGAGUGGGAGUGAAGACAGCCUCAAAAACUUCAUCGUGGAUGACUACUUAUCAGAUGAUGACUUUAUUGAGACCAAAUCAUCUUUUAAAGUUCCUAGGAAGAUCAAUACUCCAGCAUCCCGUCAUCCACCGAGGAAACCACUGGCUGAGUUUAACUCCCCAGUUUUUAUUAGUGACAGUGACGAUGAUGAAGAUGAUAAUAUUGUAGUCAACAGUACUUGGAGGACCCGUCACUCAAAGCCGAAGCCCCUGCUAAAGGCUCACAACAACUACUCCCCACUGUGCGAUGAAAAUGACGGUCCACCAUCACUGCCCCUGCCUCCUGUUCCUUCUUUUUCUCUUUCUCCCUGCAAAACUCCAGCACCAGCGACCUCUCCUAAGCACACUCUUUCAAUACCUUCUAACGUGGAUGAGUCGGACAGUUCUGAGGAGGAGUUUGCAUCCCUGCUAGAGAGGCUGAAAAAGAAAAACCAUUUUACAAGCACUUCAUUAACACCUAAGACCAGCAAAGAAUGCAGUAAGGAGCCUGCUGUGCUAGUUCCUCCUGUAAAGGGAUUUGCAACGAAAGGCUCCAGGUCAUUGGGGGAAACGCCUCUGCAUGUGAACACGUCAGAAAAAUCGUCCAUCUUGAAGCCCAAAGUCAUUCAGACAGAGCCCAGACGUGGUCCCAUCAGCAGGGUUGCAUUGUGCAAAACUCCAGACUGCUUCCUGCAGUCGCUCACAAACCCUGGCUCCAUAUAUGUGGCCAGUUUUAAGCGGAACAAAGAAGAACUCACAAGCAAACUCUACAGACUGUACAAUACCAGUGUGUUUGACAGCAAGCUCCCCACCGACAUGUCAGUGACUUGGAAUAAGAAGAUGCGGAAAACAGCUGGCUACUGUGUUACAGGCCAGGAAAGAGGAGGAGGGAACUGCUACGCCCGCAUUGAACUGUCAGAGAAAGUCUGUGACUCAGCAGAUCGUCUCAGGGACACUCUGAUACAUGAGAUGUGUCAUGCUGCAACAUGGCUGAUUAACGGUGUUAGGGAAGGCCAUGGAAACUUCUGGAAGCUGUAUGCUCGCAAAGCCACGCUGGCACAUCCUGAGCUGCCUAUGGUCACCCGCUGCCACAGUUAUGACAUCAAGUACAAAUUCCAAUACCAGUGCACUCGCUGCCAGAAUAAGAUCGGGCGCCAUUCCAAGUCCUUGGAUACAGAGAGGUUUGCGUGUGGUCUCUGCACAGGUCGGCUUGUCCUACUGACUCCUUCUAAACCACGUGCUCCCACACCAUUUGCCAACUUUGUCAAAGAAAAUUAUGGAAAUGUACGACAGGAGCUGGUGGGACAAAGCCAUGCAGAAAGUGAUGCGUAAACUUAGUGUAGACUUUGCUUCAAAGGCUAAAGUCAGUCAAAGCUGAGGCGGUAACUUUACAUACAUAUAGGAAAUCUGUUUAUAUUCUGAAAUACCUCCGUCAACUCGUUUCACAUCACUGAGCAGCUGUGAUUACUAAUGUUAAAUUUAUUUUGUCUUUCUGUGUAGUAUUAGAUUUGCUGUAACUAGAAAAAAUGAGCCUAAACAGCAAGUUCAUGUUCAAAUGCUCGUCUGUGUGCACUGUUGUGUGUGUGAGGUGAAUGAGGUUGGUGUCAAAUAAUGAAAUGCAUUGACAUUUACUUCUUCUUUUGAUUGGCAUUGUACUGGACCAGGAUAAAUAUUUGAUCUGAUCCAUAGUUGUUUUUUUAUGUUUGGCUGGUGGGAUUUUCCCACUAUUAACUCGACAAAUAAAGUUUAAAUUUGGACAGGUAA
Molecule: messenger RNA, 2295 nt
Organism: Acanthochromis polyacanthus (spiny chromis)
Lineage: Eukaryota; Metazoa; Chordata; Actinopteri; Pomacentridae
Gene: gcna
Product: germ cell nuclear acidic peptidase
Exons: 13
Coding region: 136-1863 (575 amino acids)
Cellular component (GO): nucleus
Source: RefSeq, a predicted model, not a curated record